Messenger RNA from Lineus longissimus, 3901 nucleotides. RefSeq lists its product as uncharacterized. Bases 894 to 1778 code for a protein of 294 amino acids. The transcript is spliced from 4 exons. NCBI's taxonomy places the organism in Eukaryota, Metazoa, Nemertea, Pilidiophora, Heteronemertea, Lineidae. The record is from RefSeq and is a predicted model, not a curated record.
UCCAGACCGCCCGUCCAGCUCGAUCUCGAUCGAGGGACUUCGCGUAUUACUUUCAUUGUGGACACGAAUCUCGAUGCUGUUUGAUUAACAAAGUACAUACGUCUUCAUUUGUCAUUCAGACCCAUGGUAGACACAUACUCGGGUCGCUCUCACUAUCGCCUUGAGGAUUAUACUGCUGACCCGAUUUUUACCUUGUCAACACACGUUUUACGGAAGUUUAAAUUUGUAUUAUGAUGGCUCAAGGAUAGCAUCGGGACAACGGAAUUUCAUCAACGACCGAACGCUUCUUCAGGUUGUACAACUGGAUAUCAUUUGAAGCUUCACUGAAAAGGUGUGACCCAUGACUUUUGAAAGAUUCGAUAAAUAUUAUUUCUUCCAUUAACGAUCCACCACCUCCUUUAAUUUCGGAUCGCACAUUAAGCUUGGAAAGAGCAGGCCCUCGGGCUAGAAUAUUUGAUAGCAGUUUGUUUUGUUUUUCUCAUCAUUGCGUGCAGACGACUGUUCUUAGGUUAAUGUUGGCCUUUAUAUAGGUUGGUGAAUCAGGGUUGGAGUACUAAUGGUAACGAGACAGGGUACUACAUGCGACAUACCAGUGAAAAUAUUGCAUAUUCUUCGUGGCAACGCCCGUGCACAUUUCCGUUAUUGGUUCCCACUAAAUUGUGCGGAUCAUAUUCAAUGUAACAAGGCAGGAGUCCAAUGAGGACUAAUUUUCGUGGUGAAUCUCAAAAUUAACAUUGACACACAGGACGUUUCAAUAUUAAGUGCAAUCGGUAAUCUGAGAUGAUGGUGAUAAGAGUCUACUGUGAACGCACUCCAACUCCAGUGAUUUUUUGUUAAUGUCGAGAUUCGGGUGUCUUGUAACUCUGUAAUUAACCUGCGAUGAACCACGGUGAAUGAACAUGCUUCCGGCGCCGACGAUGAGCAAGGGUUUCAGACUGCAGAACCUUGAUGAGCUGAGCUCGGAUGAGGAGUCUGAGUGCCCGAUCUGCGUGACCGGGAGGAAGAUAAGUUCUAUCAGGAUCCCAUCGGCACGGAAGGAGAACGAGGUGGACAGGGAUGAGGUAGAGCAGAAUGGGGACUGUCCCCCACAAGGCUUUCUGGACAGCGGACCCUUAACCGCUGCGGGAUAUGAUCUUGACCAUGAGUAUGACUACAUCAUGCAGAAGGCGAUGACGUCCUACCUCUCUCAUCGUGAUGAGGAAAAAGAACCCACCCCAUCACCUGCACGAUGUAGGAGCGCCGUGCCUGCCAACUAUACCGCCAGGAAAUACUUCGCAAGACGCCCUGUCCAGAGUGCGCGGUUACCCCCAAAAGUGGAACGGGUGGAGACUGUCCCUCCGACGGUUUCUUUAGAUCUGGACUACAGUGCCGCAUGCCAUACUCCUAUGAGUUUAAGACCAAAAAGACGUCCACUUACCGCCACUGUCAUUCGCUACCCGAUCACAGGUCAGAAGAUGUCCAGUGUCAAAAAGAAACUGCCAUGGUUUAAGAGUGCCAGUGAACACACCACGCCGACCAAGAUGAACUUCGGGAGUAGCAGCAGCAAGGAUAAGGGAGAGUAUAAAUAUGAUGGGGGAUUCUUCAACCAUCGUAAGACACGUAGGGAUUUCACCAUACAUCCGGACUGGGUGUCGGAAAACUUGACAGUGGAGAAAUUAAACUUAAACAAAAGGAAAGGCUACCCGCCUUUGGACUGUAGGUACGCUACGUUCCCAAUGAGGCGGUGCAAAAGUGCACCGCCACCAAGGGCGCGGAAUCCGAUCACGUGGCAAGACUGACGGCAGGAGUGACGUCUGGGAUGCUUUCAACAUGCAAUUAUUUAUUUUUUAUGCUGACAGCCUCGCGGUGCUCACAUCAGAGAAAGGGUGUGGUCCAUUCACUGCUUCGGUUCUUGCAUCAACUCUGAUGCCAGGGAUUCAUGUCGUCACUUCCUGUGACGUUGAUUGUGCAAUCUGAUGAUUUUCUGUAACGGUAUAUUCGAAGGAUCUCUAUGUAAAUUUGCUUUUAUAGCGGGAACAUGUAAAGCCUUUAUACAUUUUGGACGUAGCGCUGACGCUUCUUAUACAAGACUUCUUUAUUUUGCUACAAACAUUUUCAAUGCGAUGUUGCCGGGUAUUCGGUGGGGACCGGAAUCGGCCUACAUGGUCGUUUGAAACGGAACGCUUGAGCUAAGUUUGAGGACAGGAGGUGGUCAGUGAUUUGUCUUCAGCCAAUUGAGAUUAGUUUAGCUUCCGAUCAUAUCAUUAAAGGGUAGGAUUCAUAAAAAGGUAUAGAAUAUAAAACGGUAUGGGAGAUAUUCCUAAUGAAGUUGGGCGAUAUAGAACUACCCUCGUGAACUUGGCGGUGAUCUAUCAGUGCUACAGCGUAUGUGUUAAUCCUUUCCUUGGUGGAAACUGCAUGCACCUUUCCCUUUAAUGGUUUGAUAAUAUUGUCAAACCUCAUGGUAUUGGUCUGAGAAAUGUAGUGUAAGUCUUGCCCGCGUUGUAAAUAGUGUCGUCCAGUUGUUGGAGUCAUUGGGCGAUUCUUGUUGGACAUAAAGAUUGUAAAGAGUGUUGUUCCGCCACAGUGGGCGUGGUUAUCAUGGAUUGUAGUCUAUAAGAAGUUGUCUUGUCUUGAUUCAUUUAAUUUGGAGAGGUUUUCACCAAAGCAGGAUACAGAGAGUUCAACUGGAUUUUUCAGGGACAUUUUGUGAAGUACAUCUUUAAUUGGUUUACUAGGACGGUGGCUGUGACUCAUUUUCUGUGUUCGGUUUGACACUAUACAGUAUACCCCAUUCGUUUCCAGCGCGCGGAUGUAAGCUCAUUUAUAUCAUCCAUGGUCUUACAUGUACAUAUGACAGAUCAGUCGAUUAGGAUGGUAAUCCUAAAGACUGUAUAUGUCUGUUUGCUACGUUCGAGAAUCUCACAGAAGGCAGCGACGAAAAUAUUCGUCUGUUCCAUCCAUCCUUCAGGAAACAACUUGCAUUUAAGAUUGGAUAUCUUCUACCAAGAUAGGUACCAUUGGUAUUGGUCGAGAUAUACACAAUGUGCCGUGAGUAAACCAAUCUAUCGGCAUGAAGUGAAAUUCGAUAGGCACUCUCCCAACGCGACGGUUUGUGUCUCAAAAUUCCGUCUUGUUGGGAAAACUCAAACGCAAUCGGAAGCGAAGUAAAAGAGUUGAACGAUACUUUAAAUCAUUAGUCUCUCGCGGGCUGCUUUAUUUCGUUUUGUCCAUUCCACAGACAUGAUGGGGUCUGUUUAUAGUCUAUACCUUCAUUGUGACGAACGGAGGAUGGAGGGUGACGUUCGUUCUGUAUCCGUUUAUAUCCUUCACUUUUAGAUCUACUUUCGCUUUGAGUGGUACGUUUAUACAAGGAGUGUUGAAAUAGUGCGUUUCAGUUGUUAUUUCUCCGCGAAAACCUGUAGACUGCUGCAGAAUACGUCCAACCCUCGGGUAGUAAGCUUAUACAACUCAUAUUUAUAUUUCAUUUCACGCAUUCAGGGCUGAAGGGGCCGGUUGUGAAUAAAUCGUAAAGCACCUGCCACAUUCCGGUGCUCUUGCGGUGACUACCGGCUGUGUGUUCUGUCUAGUCUGGCUGCGCAGUCGUACGACUCCGGACAGCCCAUGAGGAGACCAACGGUGAGGAGAUCCUUCGCCCUCACGGAAGAUGUUCUACACACAAAAUUACUUUCCAGCAGGAAAAAAGGUAACUCCACAGCAGCAAGUUAAAGCGGUGGUGGUGCCCUUGGCUGUAACAAAGCUUCAAUGUUAGUUCCGCCAGAUUGGCCGAGUGUGCGAUGAAUAUCUCUCUGCGACUGCAGGGCUACUACAUGUAGUAUCUUUGGUUAAUUCAUUCUCAUGUUUGUAUGAUUUACAACCGCUGUAACGUAAAUUGUUUUUUCAAUAAAUGUAUGUACAUGUA